Klebsormidium nitens is the source of this 1867-nucleotide messenger RNA. Lineage: Eukaryota; Viridiplantae; Streptophyta; Klebsormidiophyceae; Klebsormidiales; Klebsormidiaceae. The record is from the annotation of a GenBank genome assembly.
AGAGCUAUUAUGUGCUGAAGAGCUGUUACAAGGCAACUUGACUUCCCCACCUUUUGGUCACACCACCAUGUCUAUCAGUGCGGACCGUGGGGGUGCGGUGAUGGCUUCGGACGGCGGCCCUUUCCGGACCCCAACUCUAGAGGUACACCCGAUAGAGUCAAUAGCGACCGGGUUUCCAAUCAUCGAUGGCGAGGAUCAGGAGGAGACAGAAGAUAGAGACGAGAAGCCGGGAUGCUUGACUCCGUUGUGGAUGCUGGCUAUCUUCUGCGUGAUCAAUCUCAUCAACUACGUCGACCGGGGUGCGAUUGCAAGCAACGGUGUGAACGGACGGCAGGGAAACCACACGUGUCUUCCAGCAGAAGAGUGUUACAGGGGCUAUGGCAUCCAGGGCGACUUCCACCUGUCCAACUUCCAGGACGGGGUCCUUCCCGCUGCCUUCAUGGUCGGCCUCCUCGUUGCGUCGCCCAUCUUUGCUCAGCUUUCUAAGACGUACAACCAAUUUCACUUGAUCGGUUGGGGCCUAACGGUGUGGACGAUAGCGGUGGGGGCAUGCGGGUUUACGGUCGGGUUUUGGUCGCUGACCUUUUGCCGGAUGUUCGUUGGGGUUGGGGAGGCGUCGUUCGUCAGCCUUGCAGCGCCGUUCAUCGACGACAACGCCCCCGCCGCACAGAAGUCCAGCUGGCUGGCGUGCUUCUACUCGUGCAUUCCCGUCGGCGUGGCCCUUGGCUACGUGUUUGGCCAGGAGAUCGGCGCCCACUUCUCGUGGCGGGCCGCUUUUUGGCUCGAGGCGCUGCUCAUGCUGCCCUUCUGCGUCUUUGCCUUUACCGCCCAGGCGCCGGCGUUGCGAGGUUUUCAUGCGCCUGGGAAACGAAAACCGGUCAGGAGCGAAGGCUCCACGGAGCGACCGGAGGAGAGCCGUUCGAAGUGGCGGGCACACGCGGGGGUGGUUUGGGAGGAUACGAAGGAGUUGGUGGCGAAUCCUGUUUACCGAGCGAACAUUAUGGGUUACAUUGCCAACUGCGCAGUGGUUGGGUGCCUCGCGUUUUGGGCGCCCAAGGCAGGAGCUCAGGCGUUCAAUAUGGAAAACGCGGAUCUCGUUUUCGGGGGGGUGACAGUAGCGACUGGCCUCCUUGGGACGUUCGUGGGGGGGCUUGCGCUCGAUUUCGUCGGCUCAACGAUGACAAACGCAUUUCUGCUCAACGCCUCCUCGACGGCGCUCGCUGCGGUGUUCCUCAUCGGCUCGUUUUGGACCGGGACCGUCCAGCGCUUCGUGCCCAUGCUGGCGGUGGGGGAGUUCUUCCUGUUCAUCAUGCAGGGCCCCGUGAAUGCCAUCACGCUGUGGUCCGUUCCCCCAACCCAACGCCCGUUUGCGUGCGCCAUGGGCACUGUGGCCAUCCAUCUUUUUGGAGACGUCCCGUCGCCCCCCCUGCUUGGCCGGCUGCAGGAUUGGCUGCACGAUUGGCGGCUGAGCGUGACGAUACUCAACACGUUGCUGCUGGCGGGCGCCGCCUUCUGGGUGCACGGCUCAUAUGUAGCACGAACGGCAAAAGAUUACCGGGCGACAUACUCGAGAGACAGUUCUGCAUUGCUCCUCGACGACGAGCGUGAUGUUCUAGAAGAUCAAGUACAAGGAGUGACGUAGGUUGCUUCACCGUUGAAUCUUUGGGUUGAUAAACAAGUGUUCCGGAUCUUGGAAGCAUCUGCUGCUAGAGGAAGGAGCUUGAGAAGACUUGUAUAUUAGCCCAAUUUUCAUAUUGCAUGUCUUGGAAUUCGGAUAGUAGCCAGGCAGUAGCCGAGGGUCAUUUCUUUGCCAAAUGAAAACUGCUUUUAGUGCUGGGCAUACACCUGCAUCAAAUGACAUUGAUUG